Striga hermonthica is the source of this 3897-nucleotide messenger RNA. The record is from the annotation of a GenBank genome assembly. Lineage: Eukaryota; Viridiplantae; Streptophyta; Magnoliopsida; Lamiales; Orobanchaceae.
AUGGUCUCAACGAGAGAGAGCCGCGGCAAGAAAAGGGCUCAGACCCAAAAUCCAAAUGGAGGAUUUUUUCCCCACGAUUUACGCAAUCUCCAGAUUCUUUUCCCUUUAAUUGAAUCGCCGGAGGGAAUGAGACCACCAUUCUUGAAAGAUUUGUACCGAAUUUUCGCAAAGUUUUCGUCUAAUGCACAAUGGGCAGUUAAGUCUUCAGCAGGUUCGCUUGAUUUUGACUUAGAAUUUCGUCACGAUGGGAUCACGGUGACUUUUGGUGAUAUCUCUGAGAUAUCUAACAUACUCUUUAAACAACUUGAAGAAAGAUUUGAACGAUUAUUUUCAGAUUUGAGUGUCAGUUAUGCUGACGAGGAUUGCGGUCCGUAUAGCUUGAAUUCAAGUUUAUUUGAAGCUGUGGAAGUAGUGAGUUUGCUAUUCAGAUGCUGUUUGAUGCUCUUGACUCUGUUGGCAGCCAAACAAAAUCUUGUCUUGGAUAAAGGGCUUGUUCUUUUAAAGAUAGUUAGACAAUUGAGUUUGCUCGAUUUAGCAGGGAAGACGGUUGGAAGUCCUUUUGUGUUUGAGAAGUCGUUUUUUCGUAAAUGUGAACCUGGUGAAAAUGGUUUCUCUACAGCCUCAGUUGAGGGAUUCACAGCUUCGUUACAACUUUUGGGGCCUACUAAUCCUCUCCUCUAUUUUAUAUCUCUAAUGCUUGAGGUGUUUGUAGAUGAGCUAUUGACGCAUAAGCAAUUAAGAGGGCACUUUCAAAUUAUUAAUUUUUUUGCUUCUACCAAUGAAACACUAUUCAGUCGCCACUCGGGCCAAGAUGAUAUAGGGAUUGUGAUUGCAGUGCUAUGCAAUCAUUUUAUCCUCUCAUUUUCCGAUAAGCAGGCUUUUCAAGAUUGUCUCAUUCGAUUGUUCUCUACACAUUCAACGGAACUUAAACAUCCUUUUCAGAAUCCAGCAUUAAGCCUUACUGCAUCUUCAUUGUUAAUUCUCAGUCCUGUUAUGCUCUCUAUGCCAAAAUAUAUGCAGGCUCAUUUGAUAUCACUGGUUUCCAAUGCUAUAUAUACAAAGAGUUCGAGACCAGAUCGUAUUGUCAGAAACUGUUUCCUCUCGAUCCUUGAAAAAUCGAUCGAUCUGUACCUGGCACACAUAUCUUGUUUGGAAAAAGAUGGCUACCCUAGUUUUCCAAGGGGCUUCAAACCCAGUUUUUCGUAUGGCGUUGUCUAUCGACCGUUUGAAUUUUACAUAUUGCCAGAGACGAAAAAAAAGAUUGAUGCUCUGAUCACAAAGCUAGACAAUUCAAUAAACGCGAACUCGGACGAUCUUUCUUUUGGAAUGAAAUCUGACCUGGUGAGUUCCUCCCUGAAAUUCGUGAAGGAGUGUCUGAAUGUAUACGCCAUACCGUCCCAGGAUGAGAUUUUAUCCAUUUUAACCUGUUUGGUUCUUAAAGCUUCUGAGAGCUGUGAUUAUAGAAAAGUACAACCAAUUGAGGGCACAACAAUGCAGCAUUUGUAUCUGAUUGCUUCUAUAUUGAAAUUAAUGGGGAUAUCUUUGUUACAAGCUAUUUCGUGUCUUCGGCAUAACAGCAAUAAUUCAUGUGGGCCGAGAACUUUGAGAGAUUUUGCUUCAUGCAAAGAGUAUGAUUUUAUUUUGGACACCAUUGCCUGUUUUGGUGAUUUAAACAUGAAUUCACCGAUGCAGCAAGAUUUAAUGGAUAUGAUGGCAGGUCAAUCUACGAGACAUUUGCAGUCAAAAAUGAUGUUUUUGCAUUUUGUGGGGUUGAUGUCUUUAAGCUUUGUACAAGGGUUGGAUUGCUGGGUGAAGGCAUGUUUGUUGGUAAUUCUUGCACUGUUGAAUUUGUUUGCGUUCGAAGAGGGUGACUUAGAUGAAUUUCAAUCAAUAAUUGAUUCCAACGCGAAACGUUUUUCUUCCGAACUCUCAUUUCUCCGAUUGCAGGAGGCUGUGGCUGGCCAAAGCUCGAGCCUUGUGGUUGCAUCAAAGUUUCAAAAAAUCCGUUCUCUUUUUUCAAGAGUGAUCCAAAACAAAGUUAGCGAAACUGAAGCCCAAAGUUUACGGACACUAGCAAGUGCAGAAUCAGACAUGGAAGCUGAUGCAGGCUUAGAAGAAGAAGAAACAGAGGAGACGAGCAAUGGGGAGAUUUUCUUGGAGUGCAUGUUGAAGAUGGGUAAUGAUAUCUCAGAUAUCGAUGAUUUGAGCUCUUCUCAUCUGACCUCCGCCGGCGACAACCAUCUUUGCCGGCGACUUUUGCUUAACUCGGAGACGAAGAUGGCGGCGAAGGCAGUAAACGUUGGGCAAAUAAAUCCUGUAGAAGCUUUUGAAAAGGUAGCUUCUGAAGAAGAUAAGAUGAAAGUGAAGAAAUAUCUUAGAGGCAAAGCUACAGAUUUAGGGAGGUUGCAAGAUAAGAAAUUGAGAGGUCAGCUAGCGGUGAAGGAAGCAUUAUAUGGAAAAUCUGCACUGACUGCUGCUAAGGCUGAGAAAUGGCUUAUGCCAAGUGAAGGAGGCUAUUUGGAACCUGAGGGUAUAGAGAAAACAUGGAGGAUUAAACAGGAGGCUAUUGGUUCUGAAGUGGAUAUUUUGAGUAGGAGAAAACAGUUUGAUAUUGUCUUGCCAGAUCUCGGUCCUUACACUCUGGAUUUCUCCUUGAGCGGACGAUAUAUGGUAGCAGGUGGAAGAAAAGGUCAUUUGGCUCUUCUAGACAUGAAAAAUAUGGACCUCAUUAAAGAGUUUCAGGUUAGGGAAACAGUUCGUGAUGUGGUGUUUUUGCAUGACCAGAAGCUUUUCGCCGCUGCUCAAAAGAAGUAUGUGUAUAUGUAUAACGAGAGUGGCGUUGAGAUGCACUGCAUGAAGGAACACGGCCCCGCAUUACACCUCCAGUUUCUCCACAAGCACUUCCUCCUGACCUCCAUAAACAAGUUCGGCCACCUCCAUUUUCAGGACAUUACGACCGGCCAAAUGGUCGGUAACUUCAAAACUGGCCUGGGCCGCCCGGGCGCCAUGCGGGCCAACCCAUUCAACAACGUGACCUCUGUGGCCCACUCUGGCGGCACAGUCACCAUGUGGAAGCCCACGAGCGCUGCCCCUCUCAUCAAGAUGCUCUGCCAUCCGGGCCCAAUCACAGCCCUCGCUUUCCACCCGAGCGGCCACCUCAUGGCGACGGCUGGCAUGGACCGCAAGAUAAAGCUUUGGGACCUCCGAAAAUACGAGACCCUCCAAACGGUCCGUGGCCACGCGACCUCCUUGGACUUCAGCCAGAAGGGCCUGCUGGCCUCAUCCACUGGAUCCUUCGUCCAGAUACUCGGCAAUUUCUCGGGCGGGCCCCACGAGUACACACGCUACAUGAGCCACUCGAUGGCGAAAGGUUACCAAAUCGGGAAAGUAUCUUUCAGGCCGUACGAGGAUGUGUUAGCGAUCGGGCACUCGAUGGGUUGGUCCUCGAUAUUAGUGCCCGGGUCGGGCGAGCCCAAUUUCGAUACAUGGGUCGCGAACCCGUUCGAGACUCGAAAGCAGAGGAGGGAGAAGGAGGUUCGAGCCCUGCUCGACAAGCUGCCGCCAGAGACAAUCAUGCUUGACCCGUCAAGAAUCGGGUUGGUGAGAGAGAGGAUGAGAGAGAAAGUGAGCAGAGAGGAGAGAGAGGCGGAGAGGGAAGCAGCCGUGGAGGAAGCCAAGAGGGUUCGUAUCAAGAAAAAGACGAAAGGGAGGAGCAAGCCAAGCAAAGUGGCUAAGAAGAAGAAGGAAGCCGUGGUCAAGGCCAAGAAGGGUUUCGUGGAGACACAGGGUAAGGAUGAGGUGUCUAAGGAGAAGAAGAGGAAGAGAGAUGAUAACGAGCACGGAGAAAAUCAAUCGCUGCCUAAGUCCUUACAGCGUUUUGCUAAGAAGAUUGUGUAG